UGUUGGGAACUGAGACCCGUUCAACCCUGAUGAGCCAGAUGCCAACAUGGGCUAUGAAACUACAAAGCCGCUCGAAUCGCAGCUUCAACUGCCCAAAGGAUGAGUCCCCUAUGGCAGUCACCGGAAGGGCUGGAAAUUCAAUCAAUGGUACGCCCAUUGACAGUCAAGCGACUGAAUGAUUAUGGCGAACCCGACGCUGACAGAACAACAAACUUGACCAACACUUUGCUAAAGAAUAUGAGCGUACUUUCGGUCCGUGAUUUGACAGUGAAGAUAUGGUAUACUGCCAUUUCUCCAGGAGUUUUCGGUUUUUUUUUUUUUUUUUUUUUUUCCUUGGUCUUUUGGGACUCGCAGGGGGUAGCGAGCAUGGUUCUAGUGCGGGCUAACUAAUGAAGAUAACCAACCUUAAGAUGUAAAGUGUGGAU
This is a messenger RNA of Aspergillus pseudonomiae, 425 nucleotides long. RefSeq lists its product as uncharacterized. The transcript has a single exon. NCBI's taxonomy places the organism in Eukaryota, Fungi, Ascomycota, Eurotiomycetes, Eurotiales, Aspergillaceae. The coding region runs from base 100 to 390 and encodes 96 amino acids. The record is from RefSeq and is a predicted model, not a curated record.